AGCUGCCAUUGUUGCAGUUUGAGAUCGGUCGGUGCUUUCGUGUUACGUGGUGAAUGUACGCACAGACCGGCCGUGAAUUUUGGUAGUUUUUGGAUUAGUUUCGGGCUUGGAAUAGCAUGCGAAUGUUGAGGCUUAAGCACGAAAUGAUGGAUGACGACGAAAAGGGGAAGCUCUUUGUUGGAGGGCUCUCGUGGGAGACUACCCAGGACAAUCUGCAGAGAUAUUUCUCCAGAUAUGGGGAGGUUAUAGACUGUGUCGUUAUGAAGAACGCCGAAUCCGGAAGAUCCAGGGGAUUCGGGUUUGUCACAUUCGCGGAUCCGGCCAAUGUGACCGUUGUUUUACAGAAUGGACCGCAUACACUUGAUGGAAGGACAAUCGAUCCCAAACCGUGCAACCCGAGAACACUGCAGAAACCCAAGAAGGGCGGCGGUUAUCCGAAGGUGUUUCUGGGGGGGCUCCCUUCCAACGUGACCGAGACUGAUUUAAGGAGUUACUUCACAAGAUUCGGUAAAGUAAUGGAGGUCGUUAUAAUGUAUGAUCAGGAGAAAAAAAAAUCUAGAGGCUUUGGCUUUUUGUCAUUUGAAGACGAAGAGGCGGUCGAUCGGUGCGUAUCGGAGCACUUCGUAAAUCUUAACGGAAAGCAGGUGGAAAUAAAAAAAGCGGAACCUAGAGACGGUUCCGGUGGCAACAAGAUGGGAGGGAACGACCCUUCCUCCGCGUGGGGUCCCCCCCAAGCCCCGAUGGGCAUGAUGGGGGGGCCAAAUGGUCAAAUGGGAGGACCUCCCAUGAAUUUGGGAGCGCCCAUGGGCCCAAACAUGAUGCAAGGCUAUCAAGGAUGGGGUACCUCGCCUCAACAACAAAAUUACCCUGGUUACGGGACACCUUCUGGGCCCGGUUCCUAUCAGGGCUGGGGUGGCCCGCCGGCACCCCAAGGUCCCCCUCCACAGUGGGGUAACAGCUAUGGGGGACCGCCGACUCAGCAGGGGUAUGGUUCAUACGGCAGCGGAGCGGCGAGCUGGAAUAGCUGGAACAUGCCCCAGAACAGCGGCUCGACAGGACCAUCGGGCUACAUUGCCGGCGGCGAUAUGUACCCGAGGGGCGGUCAAUCGGGCGCCACGGGUCCCUCCGGGCCUCCGGGCGCCGCCGCGGCGGCCAUGUCCGCCUCAAGCGGGAGCGGUUCCAAACCCGGAUCAGACUACGCCUCCGCCUACGGUUCGUACAGCUCGUACGGGGAUUACGGGGCUCCACCAAGAUCCGCGCCGUCGGCAGGCUACGGCACCGACUCGGCCGGGGGCGGGUACUCGUCCGCACCGCCCGUUACCGCAGAUUAUACAGGGUGUCCCGCGGUUGAUUGAAGACUCUUCCCUACCCAUCUAAAAUAUUUCCAGUGUCGCAGUGUUGCCGGUUGUAUCUAAAAGUAGCCCCAAAACAAACAUUUUUCUUUUGGUUUUCAGCAUAUUUUCCAUAUUUUUCGGUCAAAAUAGGCCACGAUUUAAAUUUUUGACGGUUAUUUGUAUAUUUUGAAAAGUCAACUUUUAAGCACAAUUUGCCAGAUAACUUUUGCUAUGUAUAGAAACUGCCAAUGACAGGUAAAACAUAUUAAAUAUGAUUAUAAAAAUAUGGGGUUUCCGUUUAAAAGAAAAAGGGCUUUUAACGUUUUUGAUUAUUUAAUUUUUGUACUUCAUUUUAAAUUUCUCAAAAAAUGUAAUAAUAAUAAUUUAAAAUAAAAAAGCUGGUACAUAUUUACUUCAGAUGAAUGGAUCACCCUGAAACUCUUAGGUUCUCCGCCAGUGAACUAAGUACUAAAACCCCUUAUGUAUACAAAAUAUCACUGCAAUGUCGUUUGAAACUAAUUUUAUAAAAAAAAAAACAUUUCGACACGUUUUCGUCUUAAAAUGAAGUCAGAAUUCUCCUCCUUCCUUUUGUCACAGACAUUACGAAACACCCUGUUAUAAAUAACACAUUCCUUAUAAAAUGAAGACUCGUGACGCGUGUUAAAAUU
Cylas formicarius (sweet potato weevil) is the source of this 2002-nucleotide messenger RNA. RefSeq names its product heterogeneous nuclear ribonucleoprotein 27C (gene Hrb27C). The coding region runs from base 117 to 1355 and encodes 412 amino acids. The transcript is spliced from 9 exons. The record is from RefSeq and is a predicted model, not a curated record. Lineage: Eukaryota; Metazoa; Arthropoda; Insecta; Coleoptera; Brentidae. Gene Ontology annotation, molecular function: RNA binding.